ACCCUUUUCUGUUCCUCUCCCCUCUCCACGCUCCUUUUCUUCUACAACCAUUUCCUACCGCCUGCAGGUCGAACUUCAAUUGCUGCAUUUCACCAUCUGACCGCCAUUCUCGUCCUUUGUACUUCUUCUGCAACUCGCAUUCCACUCGAUUGCUCUUCAUCCCACCGCUGCAUACCGCGCAUACUACGACCUUAUCAUCCCCUAGUCGACGAGACCCCCGCUUCAGAUUGGCAGAAAGGGAAUUGACACCUCGAUUAUCUUCCCAGCCUUGCUUUCUUUUCCAUCCCAUCCUUGCUCCGCGUCCCUCGAUCUCCGCGUUCUUCCAGCCAAUUUCAACUGCCAGCCGUCCGCCGCUCCCUGUCACUUUCUUCAUCACCUUUUCCCCUGGUAUACCAAACUCCUACAUCUGCUUAUGGUUAAAUCCCAUCUGGUGGAAUGGAAUCCCAGGACGGAAUAUCCGUCCGGCCCAUGAGGCUGAAGGUACUUUACACAUUCGACGAUGCAAACAAGACAAAUUGCUUGGCUCGAUGGCCCAAUCUUCUCGAACUCCAGACAGCUUAUCUGGACGAGACGACCCAGAUUGGCGUCGUCGAGCUCAAGACCUGCAUUCAAGCCAUUGUGUCCGCAAGUCCCGAACUAAUAGCAAACCUCGGUCAAGAUUACACGGUGUACGCCUACGAUUACUCGGAAUAUGAGACGCCUCUGGUCGGACAGGGAAUGUUAUCAUGGGUCCUUGCCUCAUCCACUUCGAACCCGGAUGCGCUCGAUAGUCAGUCCAGGACCAUGAUCACCGGUCGAGUGUGCAAAAAUGUGUUGGGUUUAUUCUCGAAAGGUGCCCAGGAGACUUUGGAGGUUAAACUGCGUCUUGUGCCCGUUCCCACUGCUUCUCAAAGUGAAUACUUUGACAGCAUGCAACGAUACCGGGAGCUCAGCAACAUCAUCCCCCAUGGCUUCGACCCUCAGACAUGGACGAACUAUAUCCGCCAGAAUCCCGACAUCCUGGCUGGUCUCAGGGCCCAGCAACCGGACCGGACAGUGUCCUCCCCUAUGGACCAUGCGGGUAUCGAGAGAUUCCACCAAAUACUUAGCGAGGGGUCAACCCCGAGGGACUUUCCCGCUAUGACUCCCACUGAGUCCUUCCGGGCUCUGUCCCCUGCCCAGUCGUCGGUAUCAUUUGUCCCGCCCAGCAGACACUCAACACCUGGAGGACAACACUCGUCGCAACGACAGUCACUCCAGCAGCAAUCGCAGCCGCAGUCCCAACAACUGGAAUCAGAAAACAGAUCGUCGCAGCACGACCUGAUUCGCCCAUCGUCAAGUGCUUCCAUGCACGACUCCGAGUUCCCCACCCAGAUGUCGUUCGCCGGCCGCAGGGGGUCUGUUCAAUCAGGCUAUGGUGGUGGUGGUGAAGAGUUUGCCGACCCGCAACAACGCAAGAGAGCUAGGGUUUAUCAGACAGGGCAGCCAGGGAAGUCCGACUUCAAUAUCGAAAAACAGCCAAGUUCGUUACGCGUAGCGGCAAGUACCGCUGCUUCCGUUCGCAUUCAUCGUCCGACGCCCCUCAAUCCUUCCAGCGGUAUCGUCGAAAACUCCAUCGAGGAGCCCAUUCGGCCGCCCACCCCUAUCUCCGGCCCAAAUGACAUCCCCCGAAGAAUACGACCCUUGACCAGUUCUCUGCGUGAAUCCUUCCAGCCCAGCACCCGCUAUACAUCGCCGUAUCCACCAAGUGACGAUCAACCUUCCGGCGAUCAGAAUGCUCAUUCCCCAGAGGAACCCCGGUACCACGGCCUCUUCGAGCCUUCAUUCAGCAUGCCUUCUUCCCCUCCCGUUCUCGAUGGUGGGAUCCCCACCCGCUCCAGCCCGAAUCUGCCACACCUCGCCACAGAUCCUGACUCUGGCUUCAUGAGUGGAGGAAUUGAGGAACUCCUUGAUGAUGACCUCGGCACGCCUUUGGAUGACUGUACUGCUGGACUGUCAAACGGUACCACCCGGAACAAGCAAACCGUUCGAUCUGCCAUUAGCGCCAACUCGCCUGCCAGUGCCCCAGCAAUUCCAGACAAGAACCAGAGCGACUAUUUCUUGACCAGCGAGGCAGAACAGCAUCCCAAAGAGUCUGCACCUCCGCUCCCGCGAGCACCCGCUAGUGCUUCGGGCUCCAGACCGUCUUCCCGGGCCAGCACUAGGCCGGGACCCAAGCCUCUGGCCCCUGCGCCCAUCUCUCAGAGUGAACUCGAGCAGCUUUUGAACGCGGUUCCUGCAAGUGACCCAAUACCGCCUCCCCCGCAGCCUACUUACAGCUGCACUGGUCCGAUGAGUGAUAUCUCCGCUGCUGAAACGCCGGCACCAAUUGUGAUACCGGAUGACGAUGGUAAAACCCGUAGCAAAACGGGUGCACGGAGGUCAAAACAGAUUCAUGCCCGUCUUGACCAGUGUAUUCGCAGUGGACAGGCCCCUCCUUACUGUGGGAACUGUGGCGCAAUUGAGACGCCUACCUGGCGUCGAGCUUGGUUCAAGGAAGUUGUUGGCAGUGAGGAAGAUGCCAACGAGCGCAAAAAUGCGGACACCACUGUGUUGUUCUGGAAGGCUCUCGACCGAGAUGACGAGGAGAAAGUCACGAAAUUCCAAAUUUGCAAGAAGACUCUGCUCGACAACGACAAGGACUUUGACCAGGUCUCUCUUUGUAAUCCCUGUGGUCUUUGGCUUCAAAAGUUCAAGAGCAUGCGACCUGAACACAAAUGGAACAACAAAACGCAAAAUGCGAACAGCAGCAAAAGAAAGCGAUCUCAGAGACGCACUGGUCCUUUGUCGAAUAUGAACGCCGCAACCCGCAUCCAUCCACUCUCCGCAAAGCCCGCCGCGUCCUCCCCAGGAUGCACUGAUGCAUCAUCGCCAGCCGAAGAAGGACCUACUCCUCGUACGGAGAAUGACAAGGACGACAACGAGGGCCAGAAUCUGCCAUCGAAACGGCGCCGCGCGAACAGCCUGGAACAUCGGAAAGAUCAAGAUCCAAUGGAAGCCCUGCGACGGGCAAUCCAGUCCAGUCCGGUGCGGAAUGCUCCGAUGACAAGUGAGAACAGUCUCACACCGAAGCCGGUAAGGAGGAAUCUUUUUCCUCCUCAAAAUGAAGGGCCUCUGAAGGCGCUCGGCGAUUCCAUUGUGAACAGCCCACGGCGCAGCCCUCGUAUUGCCUCUCGCGAGUCUGACAAGCGGCUUCAGGACAAGGAGAACCACGUGCCUGGGGUCCACAGCGAUUUGGAUUGUUUGUUCGAAGGGCCUGGUUUCGAGCUGGAAUUCCCCGCGAGCCCAACGCCUAAGAGACGUAAUCCACGUUUGGGUGAUAAGCGACUUGCGCUGCCCUACAAUUCGCCUACUUCUCGGCGCAAGGACGUCGACUCCUCUGACUUGAGCCCGACUAAGCUCACUGCGCAGAAGCUUCAGCGCAUCCAAGAAAGUCCAUCGCGUCUGAACAAGACUCCUAAGCAACCACGCUCCGAUGCUUUUUCGUCGCUGCCUGGUAACUCACUGGACAAUAUCGCGGAUAUCUUUGAAGAUGGUACCAACAGAGACGCUUCCUUUUUAUUUGACACUUCCAAGAACGGCAACUGGGCCGACUGGAUGGCGUCCGACUAUGUAUCUCCCAUGGGAUCCGACGCAGACCAACCGAACGGAGAUGACCAGGAUCUCAUCAAUCUGAUUCUGUGUGAUCCUAAUUUCCAAAACGAGAACAAUCCAUUUAGCGAUUCCGGUUUUUUUGGAUCUGAUUUUCUGGGUCUGGGAGUCAAAAGCAACGACGACAAAGAAAACCAUGCAAGCCCCAAUGAUGCUUCGGCUUCGGCCUAACGACGUUAAAAGCUUUUUUUUAUUUAUUUUUUUUAUAACCUUUCUAUUCGAUUCUUUAUGCGAUUUUAGCGAUGGCGUUUGGUGGCCUUCUGUUUAUUUAUUCCAAGUCUACAGUGACUAUGUUCUACUUUGUGUUACGAAUUUCCUUUUGUUUAGGG
Molecule: messenger RNA, 3998 nt
Organism: Aspergillus glaucus CBS 516.65
Lineage: Eukaryota; Fungi; Ascomycota; Eurotiomycetes; Eurotiales; Aspergillaceae
Product: putative GATA transcription factor (Ams2)
Exons: 4
Coding region: 436-3840 (1134 amino acids)
Biological process (GO): rDNA heterochromatin formation; silent mating-type cassette heterochromatin formation; regulation of transcription by RNA polymerase II
Molecular function (GO): zinc ion binding
Source: RefSeq, a predicted model, not a curated record